Fusarium pseudograminearum CS3096 is the source of this 3408-nucleotide messenger RNA. RefSeq lists its product as uncharacterized. The coding region runs from base 1 to 3408 and encodes 1135 amino acids. Gene Ontology annotation, molecular function: ATP hydrolysis activity; protein binding. Lineage: Eukaryota; Fungi; Ascomycota; Sordariomycetes; Hypocreales; Nectriaceae. The record is from RefSeq and is a predicted model, not a curated record. The transcript has 2 exons.
AUGAGCUUCGGUUACUCUGUUGGUGAUGUGCUCGCCAUCAUUGCAUUGGCCAACAAGAUCCGAAAGGACUUUAUGGGAGCGCCUGAGCAGUUCAAAAGCAUCAAUCAAGACGUUCGGUCGCUCUCAAUCGUCAUCCAAGAUGCUUACGCCAAUUUAGACCACAUGUCAGAAGGGCAUGCUGCCGACUUCAGCGAGAUCAUUGAUACUUGCCAGAGUUUACUUCACAAGCUGGAGAGCAUGAUGAGCAAAUGGAGCGUCAUAUCGGAUACAAGCAAAAGCAAAACAGCACGUAGAUUGUGGAAAAGGCUGAUGUGGGAGCCAGAUGAGAUAAGCGACCUACGAACGCAAAUUACAUCCAAGAUCACGCUUUUGAACGCCUUUAACGACCAAGCAACAAGUCAGAACGUUGCAAAGCUCAUGCAUCGAAGCAACAAUGAUGAAAAGCAAGCUACGUUAGAUUGGAUAAGCUCAAUCGACUACAUUCCCCAGCAAAACCAUCUGGUUAGCAGACUCCAAGCCAACUCGAGACGAUGGCUUUUCGAUUCAGCAGAAUACCAGAACUGGGGAAGUCGGAGAGGCCAGGUCUUAUUUUGCCCAGGUGACCCUGGAACUGGUAAAACCUUUACAACAGCGAUUGUACUCGAAACGUUGCAGGAACAGUCACAGGACAAUCCCGAUGUGCUGAACACUUUCGUCUACUGCACAUACCAGUCACCAGACCAGGAUGUCCAUGGCCUGAUAGCUAGCUUAUUCCGCAAUUCUCUUCAACAGGCUACAAAUAUUCCUGAUGCUAUCCUUUCACAUUGCUGUCGGAAGCAAAGUGCCAAGCAAGGUCUCUUAAGAAACGAGGCGAUACAACAUCUGGAAAUGUUAUACAAGUCUUUCCAGAAAGUCACAUUGCUAGUGGAUGCUUUGGAUGAAGUCCCAACAGAAGUGAGCCGACCUUUCAUUGCGGAGAUCCUCAAGCUACAAAAGACGUGUCGAUUCAAUUUGUUUGUGACGUCUCGCCACAUUCCAGAGAUACAAAACCAGUUUACCGCCCAUGGUGCAGCCAUACUUGAGAUUCGAGGAAGCGACAGAGACAUUCAUCGAUUUUUGAAUGAUUCAAUUUUCCAAUUGCCUAGGUUCGUCGCUAGAGAUCCAUCAUUUCAAGUCGAGAUCGUCGAAAGGAUCACUGAAGCUAGUUCCGGAAUGUUCCUUCUCGCAGAACUCCAUUUGCGAUCCUUAAAGAACAAAAAGUCUCCCAAGGCCCUGCGAGCCUCUCUCGCCAAGUUGUCAGUCGGAUCGGAUGCUUACGACAGUGCAUACCAGGAUGCCAUGACAAGAAUUUCUGGACUAGGUCCAGAAUCCGAAGCACUUGCUAAGCAAGCUUUGCUAAUAAUAAUUUUCGCCCGGGAGCCCUUACGCACAGAAGAUCUGGCAUAUGCACUGUCCGUCGAGCCAGACAGUGAAACUAUUGAUGACGACAACGUGCCAGAUAUUGAUGACAUCGCAAGUAUCUGUGCUGGUCUCAUAAUUGUUGAUCAAGAGAGCAACAUCGUCAGGCUAGUACACAAGUCGGCACAGGAAUACUUCGAGCGCCACCAGGCUCAAUUAUUUCCACGAGCCAGCGAAACAAUGGCACGUCUUUGCCUUCAAUAUCUCAGUUUAUCCAUUUCAACAACAUACUUCGACAAGAGGGUUGAAUUCUCGUGGCCACCCUUUAGAAGGUACGCCCACAUGAAUUGGGCCUACCAUUCUCGUUGCGCUGAGAGAGAUGAUGAAGCCACCAAGGUGGCAGACGUCGAUCUUGAUAAGAGUAUGAUAGUCCCUGACCUUCAUUCCGUAUCCACAUUGGCAAUCGAUCUGCUUGCAAAAGAUUUAGCAGGCAGUCUCCCCUCGGCUCUCGAAAAUGCUUGCCGAGAAAGACGCCAUGCCUUGGUAGAGUUGCUUCUCACCGUCAAUGAUUACGAUCUGAAUUGCGGGCCAACCAUGGCGUUCGUAGCGAGUCCAAGUUCACAACACGAUAUGUUGGUAGAAACGGGAACAACGAAUGAGAUGGAACUGGACGAUGACACCAGGGACGGUCCAUCUGGGGGUAAAAGUGCUUCAUUGCACCCAUGGACCUCGGAGAACGGCACACUAGAUCCUUAUGUCGAAGAAGGUCAAUUUUUGUUAUCGAAAGCGGCUGAGAUGGGCGAUGAUGCCAUGGUCAGAAUGCUCCUCAGACAUGGGGCAGACCCAAACCCAGUUAGCCCUUUAGGUCUAACAGCUCUUUACGUUGCGGCAGAUAACGGACACGAGACAACAGUGUCUCUUCUCUUGGAACAACCCACCAUUAAUCCAGAGGGCACCAGCAGGCCUGGAGCGGUACUGUGGACUCCGCUGUUAGCUGCCGUUAACGGCGGUCACAUCAGAUGCGCAAAGCUACUGCUUGAUCGUGUAAAUAGAAAUUAUAGGGAUGAGCUCGGUAGGAACGUCGCUUGCCUCGCUGCUAAAAAUGGGGAUAGCGAAAUGCUCAAAGAGCUGGUCAAAUGGUCGGAUAUUGAAUUUGAUCCUGCAGAAGGUAUCAAAUGCAGGUCGGCGUUGGAGAUCGCACUGAGAGAGAGCAAAGAGGAAGCUGCUCUGGUUUUAAUACCUCAUUCUGACGCGAAGCGUGUCUAUCGAGGUGGAAACAGGCCAUUGAACCUUGCUGCCACAGCUAAAUCCGGUAAAGCCAUUCAACUAUUAUUCAGUCAAGGCGCCCUGGUGAAUGCGAAAGGCAAGAAGGGUCGGACUGUUCUUCAUACUGCUGCCAUGACAGGGGACGACGAGACGAUAAAGCUCAUCCUGGUCCACCCAGACAUUGACAUAAACCUCAGAAAUGAUGAGGGAAACACGCCUCUCAUGGAGCUCUUAAAAUGCUUGCUUGAUUGGGCCAGCCAAACCAAUAGCUUCGAGCGACAGCGGUCUCAAUACAAAGACAUGGUUUUGAGGUCAAUACAUCUAUUACUAUCAAGGCCUGAGUUGGAUAUCAACGCGCAAAAUCUUGAAGGCGACACAGCUCUUCUCAUGGCAGCGUCUGUUGAUGACACCACUGAUUCAGGAGAUGAAGACAACAUAUUUAACGCUAUCUUUUAUCACCAUGGUGUCAAUAUGGAGCACAGAAACAAGUUCGGCCAAACAUCUCUGAGUCGUGCUAUUAUGGCAGGCUCGCAGAGGGUUCAAAUCAUUUUGAAAGAAACGCAGCUGAUGUAUCAGUUCAGUGAGAUCCAAGCUGAUGGGGAGACGCUGCUUUCUCUCGCUGCUGAGCAUGAAUGGGAUGGAGAGCUCAAAUGGGAAGACAUUGUGAAUAUGUCGCCUCCAGAGUUUAUGGAUCGCAAGUUUUCUGCAUUCUUAAGGGCUGCCAACUCAACGCCGAUAGAUGACCCCAGACAUUUCUUUACCUAG